AUGGCCCCAAGCCCUCUGCACAUCAACACCACCUUUGCACUCACAGUCUUGCUGGCGUUGCUGGCGCUGCUCCUCGCCGCGCGCAAGCUCGUCACCGCGCACUGUCAUCUGCGCGACUUUCCGGGUCCGUUCUGGGCCGCCUACACGCGGCUGUGGCUCUGCCGGACGCUCGCCUCGGGCGACUCGGCGCAGCUCCUCGUCGGCGUCAACAAGACGCACGGCGCCGUGGCGCGCGUCGGGCCCAACCACCUCGUGACGAGCGACCCGGACCUGACGCGUCAGGUGCUCGCCGUCGGGUCCCGGUGGCGGCGCGGGCCGUGGUUCGACUCGAUCCGCAUCGACCCGCGCGUGUCCAACAUUGUGUCGGAGCGGGACCCGGCCGCGCACAAUGCGCUGCGUCGCCGCAUUGCCCCCGGCUACGCUGGCCGCGACGUGCCGGGCCUCGAGGACGCCGUCGACGAGCGCAUCGCCGCCUUCAUCGCGCGCAUCGACGAGCGCUGGGUCUCCGAGGCUGGGCGCACCCGGUCGUUUGACAUUGCGCGCCGGCUCCAGUUCUUCACCAUUGACACCAUCACGCAGCUCUGCUUCGGGAAGCCCAUGGGCUUUGUCGAGUCCGACUCGGACAAGCACAACUUCAUAGCCACGAUAGAGAUGCAGGUACCCAUUGUGCAGCACUUUUCGGUUCUGCUGGCACUCAGCACGCUGCUCAAGUGGGCCUCUGCCGUUCCUUUGCUCAGAGGACUCGUUGUGCCCUCGGCGGCAGACAAGACCGGCAUCGGCAUCAUUAUGGGGUUAUCCCGGCAAGAAAUUGAUGGCCGCAUGAGCGAAACGGAGAAGCCCAAGCCUGACAUGUUGGGCUCCUUUCUGAAACGCGGCCUCAGUCCGGACCAGGCCGAGAUGGAGAUAUCUAUAACACUUGUUGCCGGUUCCGAUACCACCGCCACAGCUCUUCGCGCGACGUUGCUGUCCAUCAUCUCGACGCCGACCGUCUACCAGCGGCUUGUCCGGGAGAUCGCGACGGCCGAGGCAGACGGGCGCAUAUCCUCACCUGUGCAAAACGCCGAGGCGCAGCAGCUGCCCUAUCUGCAGGCGGUCAUCCGGGAGGGCCUCCGGCGGCACCCGCCCAUCACGCAGCUCCGCGAGCGCGAGGCGCCGCCCGAAGGCCUGCAGCUUCCCGACGGCCGCCGGAUCCCGGGCGGCACGUUUGUCGGCUUCAACGCGUGGGGCACGCAGCUCGACCCCGUAUUCGGCGCCGACGCGCACGUCUUCCGGCCCGAGCGAUGGCUGCCAGAGAGCUACGAGGAUGAUGAAGGGGGGGCCCGGCGACUGGCCGCCAUGGCCAGGGUGCAGGAGCUCGUGUUUGGCCAUGGCAUGACGCGCUGCCUGGGCAUAUCGAUUGCCAUGAUGAACUUGAGCAAGAUGUUGGUCGAGCUAUUUCGCCGGUAUGAUAUACAAACCAUCAACAGCCAGAAGCCAUGGACGAGUCUGUGCUAUGGAAUCUUCUUUCAGAAGGACUUUUUUGUGAGGAUCACUCGGAGGGCGUCGGUGAAUAUGCCUAGCUCAGGAUAA
Cordyceps militaris CM01 is the source of this 1569-nucleotide messenger RNA. RefSeq names its product benzoate 4-monooxygenase cytochrome P450, putative. The record is from RefSeq and is a predicted model, not a curated record. Gene Ontology annotation, molecular function: heme binding; iron ion binding; oxidoreductase activity, acting on paired donors, with incorporation or reduction of molecular oxygen. The transcript has 4 exons. Lineage: Eukaryota; Fungi; Ascomycota; Sordariomycetes; Hypocreales; Cordycipitaceae. Bases 1 to 1569 code for a protein of 522 amino acids.